Octopus bimaculoides (California two-spot octopus) is the source of this 4153-nucleotide messenger RNA. RefSeq names its product actin-histidine N-methyltransferase. The record is from RefSeq and is a predicted model, not a curated record. NCBI's taxonomy places the organism in Eukaryota, Metazoa, Mollusca, Cephalopoda, Octopoda, Octopodidae. Gene Ontology annotation, biological process: peptidyl-lysine monomethylation; peptidyl-lysine trimethylation; actin modification. Gene Ontology annotation, molecular function: protein-lysine N-methyltransferase activity; protein-L-histidine N-tele-methyltransferase activity; protein binding.
CAAAUGAAAAGUCGAGUUAUAUGAAAAGGUCGGAAGUCGUGAAGAAAGAUAACUUUUGACGCCUUUUAAAACUCCAACUCGUCCAUAUUUUUAUAUUUCACCUUCUGAAUGGGGAAAAAGAAUAGAAAACCUGUCUCACAAGCACAGUCUUCAGGAGUUCCAGGUCUUGACAGAGGUACAAAAAAAGAUAUUUUAGAAUUAUGCAACCAACUUCUAGAAAAGUGCACUCGUUCGAAUGGUGCUGGACCCAAAGAUUGGGACGAGUUUAUGGAGAUAUUUAACUUAGUUGAAAAAAUCCGUGAAAAACAAAAACAUUUGGUUAGUGCUAAUCAAAAGACAAGUCGAGAGUGGAGCUCAUUUCUACAAUGGCUUCAAGAAAACAAUGUAGAUACUUCUCGUGUGACAACAGACGAAUUUCCUGUCUACGGGUUUGGGUUGAGAGCAACUCAGGAUCUAAAAGAAGGGGAUCUGUUUUUAUCCGUUCCACGAAAAUUGAUGAUCAGUACAGAGACAGCAAGCCGAUCGCAAAUUGGUUUCCUGAUUGAAGAGGAUAAAUUACUUCAGAGUAUGCCUAAUGUUGUACUUGCUAUUCAUUUGUUGAGUGAAUCCAAGAAUUCGGAUUCAUUUUGGUAUCCAUACAUCAGCUGCUUGCCUAAAAACUACAAUACGACACUAUAUUUUAAUCCUGAAGAACUUAAACUGUUGAAAGGUUCUCCUGUAUUGACAGAAGCAUUUAAUCACUACCAAAGAAUCGCCCGCCAGUAUGCCUAUUUCUACAAACUUUUUCAAAACAACCAUUAUGCACAAAAAUUUCCAUUACGAGAGGGUUUCACUUACGAUGAUUACAGAUGGGCAGUGAGUACAGUAAUGACACGGCAGAAUCAAAUUCCUUCAUCUAAUGGAAAUCAGAUGAUAAAUGCUUUGAUACCUUUUUGGGAUAUGUGCAAUCACUGUAAUGGGCAGUUGUCAACAGAUUUUGAUAUGGUUGAAAAUUGUGGAAAAUGUUUUGCUAUGGUAAAUUUUCAAAAAGGAGAGCAGAUUUUUAUUUUUUAUGGCCCUCGUUCAAAUUCAGAAUUACUAAUACACAAUGGUUUUGUUUAUAUGGAGAAUUUAUUUGAUACCCUUACCAUUAAAUUAGGCAUCAGUAAAAGCGAUCCAUUGUAUGCUCUUAAAAGUGAGGUGUUAGGUCGGCUAUUAAUGUUGCCUUCCAAAAGCUUCCAAUUGAACGCAGGGUCUAAGCCUGUCUCCAGAGAAUUGUUAUCUUUCUUGCGUGUCAUCUGCAUGAAUCAAGAAAAUCUCCAGGAAAGAUUUACCGGAGAAAAUGCUGCCGAUUUGCUGUCUCAGAUGGGCAAUGAAGAAGUUAUAGUUUCUCAAGAAAAUGAAAUGAAAGUGUGGCAGUUCAUUGCCACCAGGGUUCAAUUAUUGCUUAAAACUUACGCUACAUCCCUUGAAACUGAUGAACACUUAGAUAACAACGAAUUGAGUGAAAGGGCAAAACUUUCACUCCAGAUGGUCAUGUGUGAGAAAAGGAUUCUGAGUAGCACUUUGGAUUAUGCUAAAAAUAAACAGCUAAGUUUAUCAACAGCUGAAUAAAUUUUUAAUUGGGAGUGUGGGGAUGAAAAUAUAUUUUUAUCAAAGUCUUACAUUUUUAUGCUUUUGGAAUUUCUUACUAUAGCAGAAUUUUACUGAAUCUUCAACUUUACUGUUUACAUCCAAUUCUCAAUGCUAGCAUUUGUAGGAUCAUUUUUAUAAAUUCAGUCAUUUGCAUAUUGAUGCAACUAGCAUUUCUACAGUUAAGUGGCCCUUCCAAUAAUUCUUCGCAAGCUGAGUUUCGUGUCCAAUGAAGGAGACGAUGUUGGCAUGGGUGCCAGUCGUCGAAUUUAACUCGAUUUCAAUUACACUUGCCUCAACAGGUCUUCGCAAGUGGAGUUUCGUGUCCAAUGAAGGAAGGUACGCAUAAGUGGACUGGCUGAGGCCUUAGAUUUAAGUCUCACGCACAGCAUUUGGCAGAGUUUCUACAGCUAGAUGCCCUUCCUAAUACCAACCACUCAGAGAGUGUAGUGGGUGCUUUUACGUGCCACCAGCACAAAGGCCAGUCAGGCGGUACUGGCAACGGCCACGCUCAGAAUGGUGUAUUUUAUGUUCCACCCACACAAGAGCCAGUCCAGGGGCACUGGCAACGAUCUCACUCAAAAGUCCUUACACAUGCCGUGGGCACAAGUGCCAGAAAGGCGACGCUGGGCACAGGUGCCCACGAUUUCGCUUUUGCUUUCCCCAGUAAGUCUUCGCAAGCUGAGUUUCGUGUUCAAUGAAGGAGACGACGUUGGCAUGGGUGCCAGUCGUAGAAUUUAACUUGAUUUCGAUUUCACUUGCCUCUUCUGACUAUUAUAUUCAGGAUGCACACAUAUCACAACUACCUUCAAAGCUCCUAAAAAUUUACUUUACCAAAAUUGUCAUGCAAAAGGAAGAUUUUUUCCAUUUACCAGUAUGAGCCAGUAUAGUUGUUGCAGUGGUGGGAGUAAAUGUUAUGAUGUGAUUUACAGUUGUUUCAUUUAAUAAUCUCCCUUAUUAUUAAAGACAAGGAAAGGGUUUUAAAUGCAGAAAAGGUUCUGAUGCUAUGCAUGCAAUUAUAAUAACAAAGAAACAAUAUGGAUUUGUCAACAAAAUGAAGGAAAUAUUGGUGCUCUGGAUUAAAGACAGCAUAUAUCCAAGAAGCCUACUAACAAAUCCUAGUAAGGCACUAGGUAUUUUUGAAGCUUUAAAGGAAUGAAUGGGAAAGGAAUACAAAGAAGACUUUCAAGUCAGCAAUGGUUUACAAAAAAAAAAAAUAAUAAUAAAAAAUACAAAGAAGGAAAGACUUUCCAUAAUGUUCAAAUAACAGGAGAAGCUGAUGUUUAUUAAAUCUUUGGAUUAAUUCAUCUAAAUAGAGGGAUUUUAAUAGGACAAAUUUUCAGUAUGAUUGAAACUGGCCUAUAUUGGAAGAGUAUCCCUGAUUGAACAUAUAUACACAAAGAGCAAAAAAAAUCAUGCCUGGAUUUAAGACAUUCUAUUACUAGGAGGGAAUGUAGCUGCAAACUUAAAAACUUUUCCUAAUCUAUCUUUCUGUAAAGUGGUGUGCAUUUAAAAAUAUUAAAAAUAUACUGCCUCUCCACUAUUAAUCAAACAAGUAAGCAUUGAAGACUGGUUUUCAAAAUAUUUUAUUCCAAAUGUAUAAGAAUGCUGCAUUGAAAAAGAAAUCUUAUUCAAGAUUAUAUUAACUUGCAACAAUAUACCUAAACUUCUGCCUCAUCUACCACUUCUGUCCUUCAACAGAUAGAGUCAGGGCUAACAACAGCAUUCAACCCAGAUUUGCCCAAGCUAUUGCAAGAUGGCAAGAUUUGAGAGAGUACUGAAAAGUUAUAACAUUCUUCAUUACACACUAAAUAUUGCAACAGCAUGGGAGAGUGUAAGUUUAAAGAUAUAAAAGUAAAUGGAAACAGUAUCUCAAAUACUGCAUUUGCUGGUUUUGAUGAAGAGCUGGGUGGAAUUAAAUAAAACAUUGUAAAAUUGGCCAAACACUUCAGUUAGAAGUAGAGUUAGACUAUGGAUCCAAAGAGCUGCCCAACAAGGAUUUCAUUGAAUUAGGAGCUGAGAGAAUUAUAAAGAAACAAAGGAAGAGAAAAAGACAAAAUGAGAAAAGGGCUGGUAGACAUGUUUCCCCAUUUUAACAAAGGUCUUGCUCAGUUGUAAAUAAUAAACAAGAAUGUUGAAAUGUUCACCAAGGUUGAAACGAAUAUUAAAGGAGCAGUAUGUUGUCAUCAAGAAAUAUACAAAGAGGAAAAACAAAAGAUUCAAACAAGACUCGGUGCUUUUUUUCAAGAAGGUUACAAGAACCUACCCUUCAACAUCCUCAUUCUCAACCCAAGAAGCAACACUCUUAUCAUCAAUGCAGUACAUCUUUAACUUGUAAACUUUACAUGUUGGGUUUUGUUGUUGAACAGCCAAUAAGUUUUGAGAUUUGUAAAUUUAGUCCUACAACUGCUGUGAUAAACUGGCUACUUAAAUUUUGCACUCUGUUGUGACAAGGAUUUUUACUGUUUUUAAUUUAUUUUCUUUUGUAUGUGUAAAUUGUGCACUUUUUUUUUAUGAAUAAUAAGAUAUGUUUGACAAGCAA